Molecule: messenger RNA, 1299 nt
Organism: Aspergillus uvarum CBS 121591
Lineage: Eukaryota; Fungi; Ascomycota; Eurotiomycetes; Eurotiales; Aspergillaceae
Exons: 4
Coding region: 1-1299 (432 amino acids)
Source: RefSeq, a predicted model, not a curated record
AUGUCUACCGACGAGUUGGCCACGCUGUUUGCCCAGCCGGCCCUUGCGGCCCCAGAAGGCGUCACCCCUAACUUCGACAAUCCUCCGAACCACAACAGCUUGGCUUGGGGCAUCAUUACGGUUUGCACCGUCGUUGCCACCCUGUGUAUGUGCUUGCGCGUCUACGUGCGGGUCUGGCUAGAUCGCACCAUUCGGCUCGAGGAUGUUUUGAUGGUCGGUGCCUUUGGUUCCUACUGGGGUACUGCCUAUGCCGGCUACGAGAUGAUCCAUACACCGGGUUAUUUCGUCCACCAAUGGAAUCUCCACAUGGGCGAUCUUGUCAGACCCCUCUAUCUGAUUUUGAUCUACGGCUGCUGCUACUCAGCCGUCCUUCCCCUGAUCAAGACUGCCAUUCUCCUCGAUUGGUGUCGGAUCUUCGUGCCGGUCGAUGGCGCCAAGACCCCUUUCUGGUGGGCAUGCAUGGCAGUUUCCGCACUGCAGUGUCUAUGGGGCUUGCUGUGCGUAAUCCUGCUGAACGCACAGUGUCGCCCGCAUCGAGCGAUUUGGGAGUUCUACCUUCCAAGCAAAUGCUAUUCCUUGCCAGACGUGAUGCUUUGCUCAGCUGCCGUGCAAGUCUUCUCUGACAUCACCAUGUUUUUGCUUCCGCAACGAAUGAUUUGGGGACUGCAGAUGAGCUGGCAGAAAAAGAUGGGUAUCUCUGUGAUUUUCGGUGCUGGUAUUCUGUUCGUAUUUCCACACCUCCUUUCCUUUUCAUCUCUCGCUUGCCUUCACAUUCCUACACCCACAUUCCGAUCAUCCUACCCAUACUAUACUAAUCCGAUCUUAACCAGCGCAUCUAUCGCGGCCUGCUUCCGCCUGGCCCAUACUGUCUCCUUCGCCAAAACAGCCGACCAGAUGUACAUGAUCGCGCCGCUGCUCUUCUGGGCCUUUGCCGAGAUGGCCUGCGGGUUCUUCAUCUUCAGUAUGCCUUGCCUCUCGAAGCUACUCAUGGACAGUGGCCUCCGCCGCAAGCUCAAAAUCAGCGACUACUGGCGCAGCCGCACCCGGUCGACGAUCCAGAACCCGCAGUUCCGUCCCGCGGCCGCGGGCCAGCAGGUCGCCAAGGCGUGGCGCACGUCCGAGAGCUCCUACUCUCGCCUCGAGGAGGGCGAGAUCGCUCUGACCAGUCCGGUCAAGGAUCAACAUAAUAGCAUCCAGGUUCUGCAGCGGACGGAUGUCACGGUGACGAGCACGCCGAGCCCAUCUUCGGAGACGGCGCUGGCGGACAGUUUGGGGAAGUGGAAGCGUUCGCAGGCGUGA